Messenger RNA from Lycium barbarum (goji berry), 1043 nucleotides. RefSeq lists its product as uncharacterized. Gene Ontology annotation, biological process: protein folding; positive regulation of ATP-dependent activity. Lineage: Eukaryota; Viridiplantae; Streptophyta; Magnoliopsida; Solanales; Solanaceae. The coding region runs from base 234 to 866 and encodes 210 amino acids. The transcript is spliced from 6 exons. Gene Ontology annotation, molecular function: protein-folding chaperone binding; ATPase activator activity. The record is from RefSeq and is a predicted model, not a curated record. Gene Ontology annotation, cellular component: cytosol.
GAAGUUAAGAGGCUGGUAAGCGCCCCUCUAUUGUCCUCUCUCUUCGUCCUCCUGGAACCUUCUCGAAUCAGCAAACGCAUCCCCCUUAACACCCUAAACCUAAAUCAUUAUUUAAUAUCCUUGAGUACCUUUGACCCAUUGCCCUCUCUCUUAAUUGCUUCUUUUUGCUGCAAAUCUAAUUCCAUUCCUUUUGCAUUCUUUGGAUCUUUCUUUGUUGUAAUAUUUGUGAAGGAAUGGAGGGAGGUGCAGCUACUGCGGCAGGAGUAUCAUCAUCAUCAACAGAGAAACAGAAUGAAGCUACGUCAUCUUAUACCUAUUGGGUAAGAGGAACCACACAAGAUGCUGCACCUUUACCUGUUCCUAAGAAACUCACUUCUCAAGACCUUAAUAAUCAAGCUAAUAAUCCACAAACCCAUCUUGGGUCUGCCUGGAAUCGGGCUGGAACAUGGGAGGAGAAAAAUCUAAAUAAAUGGGCGAAUGAUCGAAUUAAGGAGCUGCUCAUAUCUGUGGGGUCACUGGAGUAUUCUGGCGGCAGAGCAGAAGUAGGCGAAGUAACACGAUGUUCUGGUGAUGCAUUUUUGGUGACUGUUCGAAAUAAAAAGCGUGUUGGCUAUACAUAUGAGCUGACGAUCAAAGUCAAGGGGGAAUGGCUUGUUGGAGAUGAGAAGAAGGUGAUCAGGGGCAAUAUAGAUAUACCAGAGUUCUCGUUUGGCGAGCUAGAUGAUUUACAGAUUGAAGUGAGUCUUAGUGAAGACCAGGAUCUUGGACAACAAGACAAGCAGCGAGUAAAACAGGAUAUGAAACAAUUUCUGCAACCUCUUCGCGAAAAAUUGCUUCAAUUUGAGAAGGAGCUGAAAGAGUUGUAACAUGCCGUUGUAUUUGGUACUAAUUUUCGAAGCUUUCCUUUUUAUUCUUUUCUAAGACCUUGUGGCCUGGAGUUGUGGACCAAUGUCCCUUUGACUGGAAAGUGUCACUUCAGCUUGUAUUACUCGAAAUGUAGCACUUUUAGCACGACUAAUUAAGAUUAUUGGGACUUUGGUUUA